AGUUUAAUUUUCACUGUGUAGAGCAGUGUUCUUCUCAGUGAACAGCAGAUACAUUUCUCUCAGAACAUCAUCACCUUCUGUUCCAGGAGAGACGGACAGCUGAAAUCCAGUCUAAAGAGGCAUUUAGCAACUUCAGCAGAUCAUCGGUUAUGUUCUAAAACAAAGGAAGAGCAUUUCUGCAGACGCAGCAGGGCUGAGGCAGGUUGAGUAUGUCUGCAGCUGGAGCCAUGGCACUCAGGUGGAUCAUUCUGUUCUAUGGCCUUGGACUGGCAAUAGCUAAGCUUACAGGUGAUACAGAAACUGAUGUUGAUGAAGGUCAUGACUGGGACAUCUUUGACAUCAAUGAAGCUGCGGGGCUGAACCUGCUGGAAGGAGAUAUCGAACAGGACAAAACAUUCAGAAACACCAUCAUAGGAGACAAGUAUCGCUGGCCAACAACCGUUCCCUACUACCUAGAGGACAGCCUGGAGAUGAAUGCAAAGGGAGUGAUCCUGAAGGCAUUUGACCAGUACAGACUGAAGACCUGCCUUGACUUCACACCAUGGAAAAAAGAGAAGAACUACAUCUCUGUGUACAAAGGGAGCGGAUGCUCCUCCCAUGUAGGCAACCAGCGUGUGGGGAAGCAGCAGCUGUCCAUUGGUAAAAACUGUGAUAGUCUAGGAAUUGUUGAGCAUGAGUUCCUGCACGCUCUGGGCUUCUGGCACGAGCAGUCCAGAGCUGACCGUGAUGAUUACAUCACCAUCAUGUGGGAAAACAUCAAAUCAGGUAAAGAGCACAACUUCAUAAAAUACAAUGACACAGUGUCCAGCGCUCUCGGCGUUCCCUACGACUACGGCUCUGUCAUGCACUACGCCAAGACAUCCUUCAGCAUCAGCUCCAAGCCCACCAUCGUCACCAAGAUCCCCCAGUUCAUGGAUGUGAUUGGUCAGAGGAUGGGGUUCAGUGCUAGUGACCUAACCAAGCUCAACCGUCUUUAUAACUGCACCAAGUCUUCUACCUUUGUGGACAGCUGUGACUUUGAGGAGGAGAACAUUUGUGGGAUGAUUCAGGCUCCUGGCCAUGCAAAGUGGGAAAAACGUAGUAGUGCCCGUGGAGGGCCUCAGACUGACUUCUCCAACAUGGGACAGUGCAAAGGAAAAGGCUACUUCAUGCACUUCAGCACAGCCUCUGCUACACGUGGUGCCCGUGCUGUCCUGGAGAGUCGUUGGCUUUACCCCAAACCUGGUGCCCAGUGUCUGCAGUUCUUCCUCUAUAACAGCGGGGCAGCUGAUGAUGUUCUCAAUAUCCAGGUGCGACAGUAUGACAAGGCCAACCCCAGCGGUAAACUAAAGCUCUUCAAGAGAAUUUCAGGAGGUGUCAAGGGCUCCUGGGAACUGCAUAACAUCAAUCUGAAUAUGACACAGAAGGCCCGUGUGGUUUUUGAGGGUGUGAGGGGAAAGAAACCCUCAAAAGGAGGUCUCUCUCUGGAUGACAUUAAUCUGUCAUCCACCAAGUGUCCUCAACACACCUGGCACAUACGCAACAUCAGGGGCCUGCUAGCCACCACACCAGCAGGAAAACAAAUGUACAGCCCUCGCUUUCUGUCACCAGCAGGUUACUCCUUCCAGGUAAGUGUCUACAUGAAUGGAAGUAGUAACCAUCCAGGGUACUUGGCCACCUUCUUCCACCUGACUUCAGGCCCCAAUGACUACAAACUCAAGUGGCCGUGUCCAUGGCAGCAGGCAACUAUGGCCCUGAUGGAUCAGCAAUCUGACAUCAGACAGCAAAUGAACAUGCACCAAAUGGUCACCACUGACCCCAACCAGAAGUUCUCUGAUGGCACUGAGUACUACUGGGAUAAUCCCAGGAAAGUGGGCUCUAAGGUAUGUGAGUCUGAUGGCAGUUUUUACUAUCGAGGCCCAGGCUACGGAACGACUGCCUUCAUCAGCCACAGCAGACUAAAAAAAAGAAACUUCAUCAAAGGAGACGAUGCCUUCUUCCUCUUUAGUCUGGAAGAUAUAUCUGAUCUGUUGGUAUCUCAGCCUCUUCCCCACUCUGCAGUCCAAGCUGAUGCAGGUCUGAUGAAGGCUGCAGACCAAGGUGCUCUGCAGGGAGCUGCUAAUAAUCCCAUGCUGCUUACAGCUGUGGCAGUGUCUGUGGCAGCAGCCAUGUUGGUGGUUUGCGUGCUGAUCAUAGGGAACACCUGGGCGAUGAGGAGGAGGAGACAGCAGCAGAUCGACAAGGUGGCAAUCCUACAGGAUAUGCCUGGAUUCAUGGAAUAGCAGCCGUCCCAACAUUUUACAUCUCCUCUCACCACUCCAUGAUGUCCCGGUCAAAGGAAUCUAUCUAUCAUAUUUCCAACCCACUUUGGAUCAAACCACGCCCACCUCCACAAAAUGAAGGUGGGCAACCAGAUGUCAAGGACUGAUCACUGACUGUCAGCCUACUGCUAGCCAGCCCUCUGCACAAUGCACCUACGGCCCCUCUGAUUUAUUCCCCCUAGAAAGUUUUGUUUUGGGGAGUUGGGAGGCAGUCCAACCACUGAAGAUCCAUGAAAUUCAUGGUGUGGAAAGUACAGUGACUUGGAAAAUACCAAUAUGGGAAGUCAAAGGGAAACUUUGAUUUUCAACCAGCUCUGUGUUACCGCAGUGUCUGCAGCCAAAAGUUAAGGCAACCUCCACCAGCAAAUGAGCUUCCAGUGCUUGUGGCACAAUGGAGAGCCAAACACCUGGAGUUCCCCGCUGCACAUACUGCCUACAUUGUGAUGACAGAGCUGGUUGGAAAUCUGCAGUUUCCCUUUUAACAACUGUAACAACUUAAAUUAGGCAAGUGACUAUCAGUAAAAAACAAUAGACUGUACAAUAAUGAUAAGCAACAUGACAGCUCCCCAAAAGUGAAGCCAAAAAAUCUUGAUCACCCCCUGGUGGCUGGCUGCAGUAUAGGUCAUAUUAACAUAAAUGUGAAGUGGAUGAGACACGGGCCAAACCAGAAAAAUCAAAGUACAUGUCACAUAAGUUUUUGCUACUGCGCAGACUCUAGCUCCAAAUUACAUCACCAGUAUGAGAUGGCAGCGGACGUAUCCAUGACAUUUUGGCUUCAUUUUUGUACGUAGGGAGUGGAGACACAUUGUCCAUCUUUAUAUACAGCGUAUGGUAAAAAACAGACACAUGCAUACAUGAAGGAGGUACAGGGACAUGGAAACCCAGUGUCCUGCCUCUAAGGAGAGGGAUGAGAGGGGCAGAGCUCCUCAGUGAUUUUUGGCAAUGGUGGUGUCCUAAGCCACUGAUGAACUCUAAUUAUCAACUAAUUAUCAGGCCUUGACAUUUGGCAGCCUGUUUUCAUCAUGUGGAAGUGGGCCUGGUGUCAUCUAAUUUUUAUGUCUAAGUUGGAAAAAUUAUAGACAUCUUCAGCCAGAAAAUUUCAAGCCUCAAACACUUCAAUUCCUGCAUUCUGGUGAAUUUUUACGCUCCAAUUUAUGGUGGAAAUGUUUUUAUUUACAUCAAGGAAAAUACAAAAUUCAGGUGUCAGGUAACAAUUCAAAAUAUAAAGAUAUAAUGUAAUAUAAUACAGUAAGGCUCUCAGACAUUCUGUAUUGCUUUCAAAUAUUUACUCUCUUGCAGCUCAACUUUUCUCAUUCAGUGUUAUCUCUGCUGAGUCAACAUACAUGUAGGCAUGAUUUACUAAGUCCUUCUUUGUGUCUUUUGGUUGGAGAAGUAACCUCUUAACAUAUGCAUGUGGCACCUUUUCACAUUAUUGAUAGAUUAAUUCAUUAAAAACACUUGGAUUUUAAUAGCUCAUCUGUGCUACAGCAAGGUUUCUGCUUAUGUUUAAAACUUCGUAACAAACUCCAGACUGUCACCCAGGAGGCAGCUGUUCAUUUUGCAUGUGAAUUUUAAUCCCAAACCAUGAUGUUUUUUGUCUCAAUCUAACCACAUGGUUUUGUUGCCAAAGCCUAAGGAAAUUAAUCUGACAACGAAGUGUUUUACCUACAUUGUCAGUUUAGUUUAAAAAAUUGUAUGUAUUUAAAGAGCAGAACUGUACAUUUCCUCUGAAAAUGGAGGUAUAAGACACAAUGCAUGUAACAAGUAUAAAUUGACAUGCCGUACAUGAACAUCCAAAACAGAUGCAGGAGGGUGCAUCAUAUUUUGACGUGUGUCUACUGGCAAAGCAGCUGUAUUUGAUGAGUUGGGAUGAGUUGGGCCCAAAGAUUUACAUCGUGAAAGAGACAUCUGUAAACCAAUGGAUACAGUUUUCAAGCAUCACAUUCCCUGCAAAUGACUUGUUUAAAUAUCAGGAUUUGAUUGAUUCAGUCCGAUUUCAAGAGUGUAGAGGGACGGCAUGCUUAAAUAAUUAUAUUCCCCUUUAAGUUAGCGCGGGUCUAAACUGGAAGUUACCUAUGGGCCCAAUGAUGUGAAAGCUCCAGGUUAUCUUACAAAUGGAAGUCGAACAUUUUUGGCCUCUUGCGCCACUGACCAAUAUUCAUAGGAAUGAAUGGGGCUCCACUGCUAAUGCUGUAUCCAGGUCUCUUUAUACAUCCACUGUAAGAAUGCGUCUGUCACAGAAAGUCUCCUAUAGUAUGUCACAUGUGUGAAAGGGCACAUUCAGAUCUCAAUCUUUAAACAUUGUCUGGAGUUCAUAUGAGAAAACAGCUUGGUUAGGAUGGGAAAUGUAGUUUUUAAUUCAUACUACACGAAACAGCCAGAUGUCAGUAUUUUUGAUCCCAACUAGCUAAAAUGUUUAAAAAUAGCAAAGUUUCUUUAUCAAAAAGUGGGGAUGCAAAAACACACCUUCGCUCCCUAGUGAGGGUCCAACUGCUCUGUUUGCUCCAAUGUUCAGGCACUUUUGUCUACUACUUGUUUUUAUGUUUUAUUUGAAUUUAUGUUUGAAAUAAAAUC
Molecule: messenger RNA, 4874 nt
Organism: Epinephelus fuscoguttatus (brown-marbled grouper)
Lineage: Eukaryota; Metazoa; Chordata; Actinopteri; Perciformes; Serranidae
Product: meprin A subunit beta-like
Exons: 16
Coding region: 210-2261 (683 amino acids)
Biological process (GO): proteolysis
Cellular component (GO): membrane
Molecular function (GO): zinc ion binding; metalloendopeptidase activity; protein binding
Source: RefSeq, a predicted model, not a curated record